Messenger RNA from Parasteatoda tepidariorum (common house spider), 725 nucleotides. The record is from RefSeq and is a predicted model, not a curated record. Lineage: Eukaryota; Metazoa; Arthropoda; Arachnida; Araneae; Theridiidae.
UUUUUCUAACAAGUGUUCAUAUGCUGCAGUUGAUUUCCAUCAUGAAAGUUAAGAAUUUCGCCAAGAAGCAGAUGAUGCAAACUAUGUUGACGUCCAUCCCUCAAAUCGUUAAAGUUCGAGGUUUUCAUAAAUGGAUGAAGACACUGGUUUUGCUGAUCUGCUUAUUUGGAUGUUCAUACCAAGUCUGGACUUUCAUGCAGGUAUAUUGGACUUAUCCAAUCAUAGUAGAUGUCUUCAUUUCAAAUCCUAAAGUUAUUUCAUCACCAGCUUUUACACUCUGCGAAUACAACGGAAUUCGGAAGAAGCCAUUCUGUAAUAGCUUUCCCGAAUUGUGUUCUCCAAAAAACUUUAAAGAAUUCUGCUCGCUGAAUUAUCAAUUUUGUAGUGACAUUCCCGACGAAGAAUCCACAGAAAAACAUGCUCAGACACCCUCUCCGAUACUGAACUUGACACCUCCAUUACCUAGAAAUCUCGCUGGAAGGGACGUAGUAAUUCCAUUGAGUUUAUGGUUAAGCUUAUAUGCCUUCCAGCAUGCUAAGACACCCUCUCCGAUACUGACCGUGACACCUCCGCUACCUAGAAAUCUCACUGGAGGUGACGUACCAGCAUAUCUGUCUGUUCGUAGUCAUAAAUAUCACAGUGCCCUGGAAUCCAUGGGAGUGUUUUUUGCUGUCCUCAUAUCCUCUAACUCUACUAAAGAGCCCGACAAUCUAGGAUAUUCUUAG